AUGGCCACUGAUCUAAGUAGAACGAGGACCGCCCCGGAUAAUCGGCCUCGCCAACUGUCACGCACACGCGAUCCUUUAAGACGAGCCAGAUCAAGUCCGGAAGAUGGAAUUCAUCAACUAUUUUCGCCUCAGUUCAUGGAUGACCACGGAGCUCAUCAAUAUUACGCCAACGCGGUACGAGACGAUCUGAGUGAGGCAUCGACCGCCCCCGACGAAGAUGAUACUUCCAGUUCCAGUGAGUCGGUGGAGGAGGUCAGAUUUGGCAUCCGAAACACGAGGGAUAGCCAAGAUGUCGAGGCGAAUCGUCCCGAAUUGAUCAGAGAGAAAUCUACGAGGACAAUAAAGGAUCCGAAUCUGGUCGCUUGGGAAAGUCCAGAGGAUCCAGAAAAUCCCAAAAAUUGGACCUAUAAAAAGAAAUGGGCGGCGACCCUGAUCGUAUCUUCCUUUACAUUCAUUUCCCCAGUAUCCUCCUCGAUGGUUGCCCCAGCCUUGAACAAGAUCGGUCAAGAUCUGGGUGUCGAGUCGGAUAUUGAGAAGUCUCUGAUGUUGUCCAUCUUCGUGUUGGCUUACGCGAUCGGCCCCCUAUUUCUCGGCCCCCUGUCUGAGAUAUAUGGCCGAGUUAUCGUCCUGCAAUUGUCGAAUCUAUUCUUUUUAGCAUUCAACAUCGGCUGUGGGUUUGCCCAAUCAAAAGGUCAGCUCAUUGCAUUCCGUUUCCUGAGCGGACUGGGAGGCUCUGCCCCACUGGCACUUGGCGGCGGAGUACUGAGCGAUUGCUGGCGUGCUGAAGAACGGGGCAAGUCAAUCAGUAUCUACUCAUUAGCCCCGUUGCUAGGACCUGCCGUCGGUCCUAUAGCCGGCGGUUUCAUUGCCAUGAAAACAACUUGGAGGUGGUGUUUCUGGUCGACUUCGAUUGUCGAUGCGGGCAUCCAAGUGCUCGGUCUGCUCUACUUGCGAGAAACAUACGCUCCCAAAUUGCUGGCUAACAAGGCCAAAAGGCUCCGUCAGGAGAAUGGCAACCCGGAUUUGCACACUGAAUGGGAGCACCCUGAUAGGACGUUGGGCAAGGUUUUGAGAACAAGUCUGGUCCGUCCAUUUCGACUUCUUGGAACACAACCUAUCAUUCAAGCUCUUGCCGUCUAUAUGGCCUAUUUGUACGGACUCAUGUAUCUGGUCUUAUCCACUUUCCCCACGGUCUGGACGGAGGUCUACCAUGAAACGACGGGCAUUGGUGGCCUCAACUAUGUCUCCCUGGGACUGGGAUUUUUCCUCGGAACCCAAAUCUGUGCCCCCAUCAAUGACCGCAUCUACCGCAAGUUGAAGAAGAGAAACAACAAUGUGGGAAGGCCGGAGUUUCGUGUCCCGUUGAUGAUUCCAGGAGCGAUUCUGGUGCCGGUCGGCCUGUUUAUUUACGGGUGGACCAGUUAUGAACAUACUCACUGGAUUGCACCGAAUAUUGGAGCUUGCAUCUUUGCUGCCGGAACUAUCAUGGGGUUUCAGUGUACUCAAACGUACAUUGUCGACGCUUACUCACGAUUUGCGGCCUCGGCGGUGGCUUCUGCCGUUGUUCUGCGGAGCUUGGCCGGGUUCGGGUUUCCACUUUUUGCGCCAUAUAUGUACCAAGCGUUGGGCCUCGACUGGGGUAAUUCGAUGCUAGGGUUCAUUGCGAUCGGCCUCGGCAUACCCGCACCCGUCCUUCUGUGGAAGUUUGGACAGUCACUGCGUGAGAAGAGCACCUAUGCCGCGGGAUGA
This is a messenger RNA of Exophiala xenobiotica, 1749 nucleotides long. RefSeq lists its product as uncharacterized. The transcript has 5 exons. Gene Ontology annotation, molecular function: transmembrane transporter activity. The record is from RefSeq and is a predicted model, not a curated record. Lineage: Eukaryota; Fungi; Ascomycota; Eurotiomycetes; Chaetothyriales; Herpotrichiellaceae. Gene Ontology annotation, biological process: transmembrane transport. Bases 1 to 1749 code for a protein of 582 amino acids.